AUGUCGGGUCCAGCAGCUGCAGCAGGAGCUUCCAAGUUCCAAGCGUUCAUGAACCACCCAGCAGGACCCAAAACGGUGUUCUUCUGGGCACCUCUGAUGAAAUGGUGUCUGGUUGCUGCUGGUAUCAAGGACUUGACCCGUCCCGCAGACAAGCUCAGCGUUUCCCAAAACCUUGCCCUCGCUGGUACCGGCUUCAUCUGGGUUCGCUACUCCCUAGUCAUCACCCCAAUCAACUACAGUCUUGCAGCAGUCAACUUCUUCGUUGGGUUGUCGGGACUCACUCAGCUGGGAAGAAUUGCACACUACCGAUACAACAACCCAGAAUCUGCUACAACGGAGCCUGUCAAGGCAUGA
This is a messenger RNA of Coprinopsis cinerea okayama7#130, 354 nucleotides long. RefSeq lists its product as hypothetical. The transcript has 5 exons. Gene Ontology annotation, biological process: pyruvate import into mitochondria. Gene Ontology annotation, molecular function: pyruvate transmembrane transporter activity. The record is from RefSeq and is a predicted model, not a curated record. Gene Ontology annotation, cellular component: mitochondrial inner membrane. Lineage: Eukaryota; Fungi; Basidiomycota; Agaricomycetes; Agaricales; Psathyrellaceae. The coding region runs from base 1 to 354 and encodes 117 amino acids.